Molecule: messenger RNA, 9945 nt
Organism: Manacus vitellinus (golden-collared manakin)
Lineage: Eukaryota; Metazoa; Chordata; Aves; Passeriformes; Pipridae
Gene: MAPKBP1
Product: mitogen-activated protein kinase binding protein 1
Exons: 31
Coding region: 294-5210 (1638 amino acids)
Molecular function (GO): protein binding
Source: RefSeq, a predicted model, not a curated record
UACGUUUCUUGCAAAGACUGAGGCUAGAAUUUAUUGUGAGUGUUGUAUUGACCCACGGGUGCAUCUUUCAGUUUAGAUUACUGCUGAUUUGAUCCUCUGGAAUCUGCGAAAGGAAGUUUGCCAGCCUCUCUGAAUAGCUUUGCAGAGUAACAGGAGUGGAGUUCCCGAGCAGAAUCGCUGAGAGAUAUGUGAACGAGUGUGAGCAAGGCUGAGGACAUCGGUAUUUCUGCCUCAAACCUGGGCUCAUUCCCCAGUGUCUGUGUGUGGGGUGAAUACCCUUGUGGCACCUGGAGAUGAUGUCGGUUGAAGGGUCUACGAUAACAAGUCGGAUCAAAAAUCUACUUCGCUCCCCUUCCAUUAAGCUGAGGAGAAGCAAGCCUGGGAACAAGCGAGAGGAUAUAGGCAGCAAGGUGACUUUGGAGAAAGUGUUGGGCAUAACUGUGUCGGGAGGAAGAGGAUUAGCCUGCGACCCCAGAACUGGCCUCGUUGCUUAUCCGGCAGGGUGUGUUGUUGUGCUGUUCAACCCUAGGAAAAAUAAGCAACACCAUAUUCUAAACAGUUCCAGGAAAACAAUUACAGCACUUGCUUUCUCUCCAGAUGGCAAAUAUUUGGUUACAGGAGAGAGUGGACACAUGCCAGCAGUUCGGGUAUGGGAUGUGGCUGAGCGAACCCAGGUGGCAGAGCUCCAGGAGCACAAGUACGGUGUGGCCUGUGUGGCUUUCUCCCCCAGCUCCAAGUACAUUGUUUCAGUGGGGUACCAGCAUGAUAUGAUUGUCAAUGUGUGGUCAUGGAAGAAAAACAUCGUAGUGGCAGCCAACAAAGUCUCAAGUAAAGUGACAGCUGUGUCAUUCUCAGAGGACUGCAGUUACUUUGUCACUGCUGGAAAUCGACAUAUCAAGUUCUGGUACCUGGAUGACAGCAAGACCUCCAAGGUCAAUGCCACAGUCCCCUUGCUAGGUCGCUCAGGAUUGCUUGGAGAACUGAGGAACAACUUCUUUGCGGACGUGGCUUGUGGAAGGGGCAAAAAAGCUGAAAGCACCUUCUGUAUCACAUCCUCAGGCUUGCUCUGUGAAUUCAAUGAAAAAAGGCUGCUAGACAAGUGGGUGGAGCUGAGGAAUACAGACAGCUUCACAACCACUGUGGCAAACUGCAUCUCUGUGAAUCAUGACUACAUCUUCUGUGGCUGCGCUGAUGGCACCGUGCGGAUUUUUAACCCUCUGAACCUUCACUUUGUCACCACACUGCCGAAGCCACACUUUCUGGGAACAGACAUCGCGAGUGUGACUGAGGCCAGCCGUCUUUUCUCUGGUAUAGCUGAUGCGAAGUAUCCAGACACGAUCGCCUUGACAUUUGACCCCACCAACCAGUGGCUUUCCUGUGUAUACAACGACCACAGCCUCUAUGUGUGGGAUGUCAAAGACCCGAAGAAAGUGGGCAAGGUGUACUCUGCUUUGUACCACUCCUCCUGUGUGUGGAACAUUGAGAUGUAUCCAGAGGUGAAGGACAACAACCAGCCAUGCCUCCCUCCUGGCUCUUUCAUCACCUGCUCCUCUGACAACACCAUUCGUCUGUGGAACACUGAAAGCUCCAACAUCCACGGCACAGCCCUGCACCGCAACAUCCUCAGCAAUGACUUGAUGAAAAUUAUCUAUGUAGAUGACAACACUCAGGUACUUCUGGACACUGAUUACAACUCAGCAGGAAGUGCGGAGAAAGCUGAUGCACAAGUGAUGGAUACGAAGGUGGGGAUACGCACUGUCUGUGUGAGUCCCAGUGGGGAGCACCUGGCCUCAGGAGACAGGAUAGGCACUCUCAGGAUAUAUGAGUUGCAGUCUCUGAAAGAAAUGCUGAAAGUGGAAGCCCAUGACUCCGAGAUCCUGUGUCUGGAAUACUCCAAACCCGACACAGGUUUAAAGCUCUUGGCCUCAGCCAGUCGGGAUAGACUGAUUCAUGUCUUGGAUGCUGGGAAGGACUAUAGCCUGCAGCAGACCCUGGAUGAACAUUCUUCUUCCAUCACUGCAGUGAAGUUUGCAGCCAAUGAUGGGAAAGUGCGAAUGAUAAGCUGUGGGGCAGACAAGAGCAUCUAUUUCCGCACUGCGCAGAAGACAGGAGAAGGGGUUCAGUUUACCCGAACACAUCACAUUGUUAGGAAGACCACUCUCUAUGAUAUGGAUGUGGACCCCAGCUGGAAAUAUGCAGCUAUUGGAUGCCAGGAUCGUAACAUCAGGGUUUUCAACAUAAGCAGUGGGAAGCAGAAGAAGCUUUACAAGGGAUCCCAAGGUGAAGAUGGCACUCUUAUCAAAGUGCAAACGGAUCCCUCUGGUCUUUAUAUUGCAACCAGUUGUUCUGACAAGAACCUGUCUAUCUUUGAUUUCUAUUCUGGCGAGUGUGUUGCAACCAUGUAUGGACAUUCAGAGAUUGUAACCGGGAUGAAAUUCAGUAAUGACUGCAAACAUCUGAUCUCUGUUUCUGGUGACAGCUGUAUCUUCAUCUGGCGUCUGAGCUCAGAGAUGACCAUCAACAUGCGGCAGCGACUGUCUGACAUGAAACAGAGAGGGAAGCAGGCAGAGAAGUCUCCUCCUCACAAGGCAACUGGACUCAUGAGGCACGAGUCCAUCUCUGCCCUGUCCUCUGUGCCUGCACUCUCAUCAGACAGUGACAAGGAUGGUGAAGAUGAGGGGAAUGAUGAAGAUGAGUUACGUGGGCUGCAGUCUUUCCGUAUUCAAUCCAGCUGCAACACUGAGAGAGACUCAGAUCCAGACCUUACCCUCUCAAGAAGUCUUUCCCAUUGGGAAAUGAGGAGGGCCAAAGAGAUAGCGGCAAUCCAGCGCUCAGAGGCUCCAAUGAGUAAGAUGCCCCGACAACGUGGGCGCUGGUCCCAACCAACCAGCAACAUAGAGAUGACCGUGAAAUCCAUGCUUGACUUGCGUCAGUUGGAGUCCUUCUCUGUUUCCCGUUCUCCAAGUCGAGACUCGCUGUCUCAAAACAGCAAUGGGGAUGACAGAGAAGAGCACGCUGACCUUCCUGUGCACAUCAACAAAGUUAGCAGCUCAAUACCUCCCCAAGAUAACGGGUCUUGUGUACGACCCCAAGUGAUUCGGCUUGUGUCUUGUGAAGAGGGGAUUUUCUCUCAGGAGCUGGAACCUUCAGAGAGUGAGGAAUGUGUAAUCUACCCUGAGCAAGAUGAAAUCCAUCCCACAGACUCUAGCAGUGAGUUCCAGGUAAAAGCAUUGCCCCAUGGAAAGCUAUGUAGAGGUUAUCACAGUAAUGGAUGCCCAGACAAGCACAGUCCGGACAGUGCUUGCUCUGUAGAUUACAGCAGCAGUCGUCUGUCCAGCCCAGACCAUCCAAAUGAAGAUUCUGAAAGCACUGAGCCCUUAAGUGUAGACGGCGUUUCUGACCUGGAGGGAGAAGAAGGAGAGGAGGAUGUGGGUGCUAGCAUGCCAGAGGGAGAAAUUCCCCAGAUACCUGAUCAGGAAAAGUUCCUCAAGGAGCAUUUUGGGACCCUGAGCAACACUGAUGGAAAAGGUGGCUCAUGUAGGAAUCUGGAAAGAACUGAAAACCUCAGCAUUUCCUCUCGCUUUCUUUCCCAGUCCCCGGCUCUCAGACGAUUGUCGCUCUCUUCCUCAAAUCUGGUACUGGAUUCAAAGCCCAUUGAGCUGACAACCCAGACCAAUCGGUUUACACCAGACCUAUUGAAAAGUGCCAGCAGCCACCCUGAUGAUGCACUGGAGAACAGCCAGCUUCUGGAGCGUGUAAAUUCAAAUCGCGAUAUUUAUGUGCAGAAAAGACGCCGAUCGGCUUUGGAGGCCAGCAGAGUUGGUAUGGCUCCGGGGCGAGUUAUUGCCUCCUUUCCAGAAGGUCCUGUGAAUGCAGUGAUGAGAAAGGCGCAGUCAGUUCAUGACCUUGUGCAUGAGGAUAAGGGUCCUGGAGUGAUAUCCUCUGCCAAGCAGCGUCCUCAGACUCUUUUGGUGGUUGAGAAGGAUCCCAGACCUAACAAUUGCAGGGUGUUAUCAGCCAGUGUGUUGAAGAUGGAUGGAUCUGGUGCUCUGCUGGCCAAAGAUGUCAGGGCUGCAAAACCAAAGUCCUACAUGAACCCCACAACCAGCUUCCGGGCUAAGAUGUCAAGGAGCAUAUCUGUAGGGGAAAAUCUGUACCUUGGUUCCUCCACUGAAAUGUUGACUGAUGGGAGGACUAGCCCUCCAGUGACAGAGAAGACUCAAGUUAGUUCUGCAGCAGACGCUGAGAAGAUUAAGCUACCAGUGAAAGAAAAUGUUCCAGUGAAACCCACACUUCAGCCAGUUGUAAACUGCUCAUCUCCCAAGUCCUUCCACAGCAAGUUGGCAUCAUCAAACCGAGCACAUCUGAUUCUUGACAUUCCUAAGCCGUUGCCUGAUAGACCCACAUUGGCCUCCUUCUCACCCACUACCAAAACAAAAACCCUGCUUGAACCACAGUCUCCACAGUCACCAGCUGGGGCCUCUAAAAAGAAACCUUCUUUUCCUGAGGUCCGAGCCUCCAAGAGGGAGAACCAAACUGCCGGGUCUCUGGUUCCUAGUAGAGAGAUCCCAACAGGGCUUGCUAAGGAGAGCCCAGUGGAUUGUUCAGUCUCAAGGACAGAUUGCCAGGAUGAACCAGGGGUCAGUAAUCUAAAACUGAGAGAGUUGUCAGAGGGCCUGCACCUAAGGUCUCCUGAGGGCACACUGCCCAGGUGCAGGGAGAGGAUCACCGGCAUCGCCUGUGUGCUAGACAACCAACCUGGACUUUGCCCACUAGACUCCAUCAGGCCGAGGUCUCCUACGUCUAUAACUGCCUUGGCACAGGUCUCAGAAUCGGGCAUCAGCAUAGAGCAGUGUAAGCACGUGGUAUCUGAGCUCCAGGACAGCAUGCGCAGGGCCAUUCACCUUUACCGGAUGGUGUUAAACAAUACAGAAUCUUCUACUGACAAAGAUAAAAUAGCAGGCCUCCUGACAGAAACAUUCUCCUCAAUGAAGAAAGAACUGGACUCUCUGAAGGAUGAGGAAGAGCUUCCAAAGGUUGAGGAGGUACUGGCAAAGCCACAAGAUAACACUAACCCGUUGAAUGAGGGGUGCGGUGCCAAUCUACCGAGUCCCAAGGGUUUGGGAGAUGAGCAGACACUAGCUUUGCUGGAACAGUACUCGGAGCUAUUGCUACAAGCUGUGGAACGACGCAUGGACAAAAAGCUCUAGAAUGGGUGGCUUUCAGGUGUUUGUGUGUACACAGAAAUAAUCCCAAGAAGAGGACCACAGAGAGAGCUUCAGACCAAUGCUAUCAUCACGCUGGUCUAGGGCUGAUGGGGACACCGUUGUAAAUGAAUUUCCUCAGGCUCCUACAACAGACUUGCUCCAAUUCUUAACAAUGUGCUGGCCACAGUUUUAAUAUUUUUCUUCAACUUCCUGUCUCUAAACGAAGUCUUGAAAGAGGAGUUUGGAGAAAUUGCCUUGAAGUUUCUUCAUAGCCAGUCAGGAUGUUUGGCACUUAAAAAAAAACAAAGAAAUUCCAGUUUAUCCAAGAAAUUCUGAACUGCUGACUAAAAUCAAAGGAGUCCAAGUGAAGCCAAUCCUUUCCUCUCCAAGGCUUCAGGAGAAUCAAGAAGCAGACUUUUUCUGGGUUUAUUUAUUAAUUUAUUUCUCUGACUGUUCCUCUGUGCCAUGUUUGUGGCUGUUAUCUUUGUCUUUUAAAAGAACUGUCAAUCCCUUUGCCAUAUCCCAGCGAGAAACAAUCUCUGUAUUAUAAACCUCCAACAGGGAGACAGGCUGGAGUGUCUGUGCAAUUAAUGAACUGUUCUCUGCUUAAAUCUUGUCUUGCUCUUCUUUCUUUUCCUGCCUUAGUUUUGUUACCUGCAGUAAUCCUGCUGUUGUUUGAUGACUCUGUCUGCUUUUCUUGUGUUUCAAGACAGACCCCACACUGUAUUUUAUCUGCAUUCACUUCCCGGGGAAUGCUCUGCAUCCCUUGGACCAUGCUUUGGAGAUUACUUUAUGAAUUCCUAGUGGUAUUUUUUAUCCAGAGUUUGAUGUUAUAUUGAUACUUCAGACCAGGUUUUCUGCAGAUAUUUUAAAAAUGAGAUUUAGAUACAAUACAAAAGCCUGUUUCAGCCACUUUUCGUAAUUAGGAAUUGGGUAUUGACUUUGAUGUUGUCAUGACUCGGAAAUUUGGGGUGAUGAUUAAUUUGUUGAGAAGUGACACAGAAAAACUUGUUUCCAUCUCUUGCAGUGUAACUCUGGAUCUGAGAGAUCUUCAGUGUCAUGACUCAUCAAUGUAAUUUGUUUCAGUGUGAUAGGAAGAUGUUUUCUUCUUGCCUUUACAGGAAAACAGAAUAUUCACAUCUCAAGAAAGUUGGGAUUCUUUUACCUUUUGUAAAGCUAUUUCAACUCCCCACGGAAAAUGAUUUCCCAAGAACUUCAAACAAGAUAUUUUGGGGUGUGAUUACUACCAUUACCCCUACCUCCAGCCUCUUUGCUUUUCAUGAACUUCUGAUCUGAGAAACAGAAAAUCUUGUCUUCUUGCAUUUGUAUGUGCAAUAUUCUUCUUGCCCUGUGGAGCUUCUCUAAGCCCAUGCUAACUUGUGUUUGUUGUGGCUUAAAACUGUCCAGUGAUGUUUUCAGGUCAAUAAUAAGCUAAGAAAAAAAAAAUUUCAAACCAAUGAAAUUCUUCAGCACCUUCCCCCUUACUCCCACUCCUUUCAAAAACAAGGGCAGAUACACAAAAUGUUUUAUUUCUUUCAUCUGCUGUCUGUCUUGCAUUUAUUUUAAGGCAGAGCAGUGUAAUCCUAGUUUAUAAAACUAAUGCAAGGAACAAGCCUUUGGUGAGAGAGAGACUACCAUCAUCUGUGGAAGUCAGGCAAAGGCAGCUAGACUACAUCACUUGGUUACAUAGGUUGGAAAAAUUUUCUUUCAUUUUACUGUCCUGGCUUUGUUUCUCUGAAGCCCUGUGGCACUUGGAGAUGUGGUCUGUUGACUUCUCUGUCUGUGACUGCACAUCUGCAGUGCAACCUUUUUUCUACUGGGCUGACUAGACUAUUGUAGGAUGACCUAUUUCUUCCAAAUAACUCUAGGGCUGAAUAAUCUGCAGUUCUCUCUCUCCCCCUAAUAGGUUUGCUGCCUUAUCACCACUGCUGAGCACUUCAGGACAUGGGACUAUGGGGAACACUUUGAGAGCUUUCCAGCUACUUCUGCCUGUAAUUUAAAUCUGCCUAAUCAUGUUUCAGGUGUCCUUGCUAACCUUCCUUCCAUGGGCUCAUACUGAAACUUUAAAAUUUUCUAGUUCUGUCUCUGCACUGCACUGUGCUGAAUCAGCUGGUGUGCUUGGUCCCAUGGGCAGCUUCUCUUGCACAGACAGGUUUUGCGAAGGAAGGCAAGUUGAAAACCAGAGAGGAAAUAUCUGGCGGUUUCUUUGAGUGAAAAGGUCUGCUGGAGAGGCCGCAAGUGGAAUGUAUGAUGACAGUCAUAUUGGGUCUGUGAUGGGAGUUAGUGUGGAUCAAGCUUGCUUUUGAGGUGACCAGUUCCUCCACUUUCAGACUGUGAACAUAUGUCUUAGUAUACAGGAAAUUUCUUGAUGUACUGGGGCAAUAAGACACUCAGGAAAAAUAGCAGUCCCUUCAAUCCAAGUAUCUUUUGGUACUGUUGAUAACGGUUUGAGGGUUCUUUAUAUGACUUCCUUGUGCAAUUUUAUUCCAUUUUAUUAUUUAAACUUUGAGGUAGUGACAAAAAAGUCAGAGAUGGUACAGAAGAGCCAGUGGUGAGAAUGAAAUUCCCAUUAAGAUAAAGAGCAACAACUAGUAAAGCUGGCAUAGAGAUAUAGAACAAAGCUCCUUGGAAAUGAGUCAUGUGAAACAAAUCUAGCUUCUAAGCUGAUCACAGUGGGUUUUGUUCCCGGGAAUGGAUUUUGCUCAGGGUCGUGGCUGUAUACAGGAAACCAGAGGUAAAAUCUGAUCAGAAUGAUGGUAAGAGAAGUGUCAGGCAAGUAGAUGAGCUGGAGAAUAGUUGUGUAGUUUAAAAUAAAUUUAGAGAAGUAUAUGUAGGAGACUCGGGAAAACAGAGUAGAAGUAGAGGUAGUUUUGGCCUGAAGAACACCAUUUGGCCAAUACCCAUGAAAGGCAGAGUACUGAAAAGCUUUAGGAAAGUAGAUUUAGGACUUGGAGAUGAUGGUCUGUAAUUGAAGAAUGAAUUGGAAGGGGUUUGUUUUUAAAUAUGUCCUAUUGGGCCUCUUGUUUCUUCUCUUGCUGUUCCCUAAGCAACUGCUCUUUUCUCAAAUGGCAAAGUCAUGACCUGUUUGUUUAAGGCUUUGGUGUUAUGAAUUGAGUAGUAGAAGCCCAGUAAAGGAGAUGCUGGUGCCAUGAGUUUGUUGCUGAGAGGGAUGAGGAAGCAGUGUUGCUCUUUAUAAUUUGACACUGAUCCAACUGAUUCUUCCCUAUGAACUUCCUAUUGCUGGCAGUAGGAAAUAUUCCUAAACAUUCUAGUUUACAGAACAGAGAGGGUGUAAAUGUGUUACAUUUUGUUGCACCUUGUGAGUAUGUUUCAUCACAGGCUGUCCAUUGGGUCAGGUAGAGAAAUACUGAAUGGUAACUGCAUGGGAAGCGAAGAGGCUUGUCAGAGGAGCUAAUAAAUAUGAGUCUAUCCUUCUUAAUGGUUUAUGACCCUCUUACUGAUUUGUGUGGGUAUUAGCACAGACACAAGAUACCUGUGUUAAGACAAGUUAUUUGUUUAACAUAAAGCCUUUAAAAAUAAUUUGGACUUACCUAUCCUCUUUGCAUACAUUUUUUCCCCCUCCAACCUAACAUUCCUGGUCAAAAUGAGAAGUUGUAGGGGAGGUUUUUCCAUCUUAGAAAUAGUACUGCUUUACCCGUGAGACCCCUCAGUUCAUUCUAGGGCUCUCUUGAACUGGGACAGUAGGAAGGGCUGCAACCUGAUAGAGCAGCAAACUCUCUGUUUCAUGCUGCAGGCUUGUCACACCCUCCUCCCCAUACCCCAAUUGCACCCAGGAGCUGUGGGUAUGGGAGUCUGCAUUUCUUCCACCUCCUCUCUCAGGUUGUCCUCUCCUUUCCAUGCAGCCUCCCACGUGAUAACUGGGCCAAGGCUUUACAGCAGCCCCCUCCCCAGUCCCCCGUUUUGCAGACUUCAUCAUGACUCAGAGGGAUUUGGAUGUUUCUUUCUGGGAGUAGAAACAUACCAAUUAAAUUUUUUAAAAAGAACGAAUAUGUAUAUAAAUAUAUAUAAGAAAAAAAAUGAAAUGCAGGUAUUUAAACGCCCUUGGUAAAUUCAUGCAUGUAUACAGUGUCUCCCCCCACCUCCACCCCUCUGGAUGUGUAGCAUCCAGGAUACUAAAUGACAAGAAACCUCAUUAAAAUGGUAGACAGGUCUUCUAGCAACCCCGGAGAGAAGAGGUGCUUCCUUCUCUGGGUAAGUCCCGCGUCCCGUGUUUCAGAUCGUGUGUGCGAGUAAGCGGGGGGGCUGGAGCUGUGUUGGUGUGUGUAACCUGCUGCGCGGCGCGGCGGAAGCCGUGUGGGGCAGUAGCGUAAGGAACAAGCCAUGUGAACCCCCUGUGCCCUUGCGUGCGCCUCGCACCAGGCAGGCACCUCCUCACCUGUGUUCUCCGACACUGCCCUUGUCCUUCACCCCUGUAAAAAACCAAGACAAACAAACAAACAAAAGUUCCCUCAUGCUUUAUUUAUAAAUGUGUGUUUUUAUACUUUUGGCUUUAGGUAAAGUACUUUUUUAUUAUUAUUAUUAUUUGGAAAAAGUAAAAAUUCGUUUGUUGGGUUAUUUUGUUUUUGGUUUUGCUUUGUUUGUUUUUGGUUUUGUUUUGUUUUUUUUUUUUUCUUUUCUUGCACUGUGAGGCUCCCCCGGGAGCAGUUUUUAACUCUGUAUUCAUUUGUACUCCGUGUCUUAAACUGUUUCAAAUAAACACGUGACCAUUUGUUACCGA